AUGCCGCUGCACGCCGUCUCCCUGUGCGGCGCCCUGCUGCUGCUGGCCGCCGCUCCGACAGCACUCGGCCGCCCAGACGUGACGCUCGGCGACAUCGUCCGCAACCUGACCGCGCCGGCCGACAGCGCGCCCUGCGCCGAGCUCGGCCGGGCCGUGGAGGCUCUGCAGCAGCAGCUGACGGCCGCCCAGUCGAGCGGCGGCCAGUGUCCGGCCGGCUGGAGCCGCCACCGGCACAGCUGCUACCUGAUGCCGGCCGUGACGGCCACCUGGUUCGGCGCCAGCGCGCUGUGUCCGGCCAUGGACCGCCGGGCCCGGCUCGCCUCGGUGCACAACGACAACCACCAGUUUGUCGAGGAGCUGGUGGCCACCAGCGACGCCACCUUCGUGUGGGUGGGCGGGAUGAGGCUGCGGAAGGGAGGCCGGGACUGGGGUUGGCAGGAUGGCACGCCGUUCGACUUCACCAACUGGGCCGCCGGACAGUCGACCGCGGGCAACGAGCUGUGCCUGGAGCUGCAGGGCCCCCGGAGCCGCCACGACGCCAGACUGGGGCAGUGGCACGACGUCAUCUGUGACGGCGGCCCGUACCAUUUCCUCUGUCAGAUCACACUACCCACCGAGGUGCGUUAA
This is a messenger RNA of Amphibalanus amphitrite, 627 nucleotides long. Its product is annotated as lactose-binding lectin l-2-like. The coding region runs from base 1 to 627 and encodes 208 amino acids. The transcript has a single exon. Gene Ontology annotation, molecular function: signaling receptor activity. NCBI's taxonomy places the organism in Eukaryota, Metazoa, Arthropoda, Thecostraca, Balanomorpha, Balanidae. The record is from RefSeq and is a predicted model, not a curated record.